AUGCCCUCAAAGCGAUCCGCAGAGUCGACGCCUCAACGUGGCUCGAAGCGCCUCAAAGAGCAUACACCGGAAGCUAAGAGAGCGCGGCUGUAUCAGGCUGUAGAUGCAAGUCGCAAGGAGAUCCGACUCUUGGUCGUAGCAGCAGGAGCGAAAGACGAUCCCGUACGAGGGACCUUCAGGCACGUCUCGCUACUUGACGACCCGAAGCCGGUCUUCGAGACCAUCUCAUAUGUCUGGGGCGAUCCUAAGCUCCGAGCCACGAUGUUCUUGCAUGGCCUACUCAUCGGUAUUCCCAAAAGCUCCGAGCGUGUGUUGCGACGCAUGCGACACAGACAUUGUCAGCGUAAGUAG
Molecule: messenger RNA, 351 nt
Organism: Fulvia fulva
Lineage: Eukaryota; Fungi; Ascomycota; Dothideomycetes; Mycosphaerellales; Mycosphaerellaceae
Exons: 2
Coding region: 1-351 (116 amino acids)
Source: RefSeq, a predicted model, not a curated record